Messenger RNA from Dermatophagoides farinae (American house dust mite), 4144 nucleotides. Lineage: Eukaryota; Metazoa; Arthropoda; Arachnida; Sarcoptiformes; Pyroglyphidae. The record is from RefSeq and is a predicted model, not a curated record.
CACACACACACAGUUGUGGUCCUGUGCAUGUAUUUUUAUAAUAUCUAAAACAACAAAUAGUGUGUGUACCAAAAAAAAACUACAGCAACAACAACAACAACAGAAUUUCCAUUUGUGGACAAAUUUUUUUUCAUUGUGUGUGGGUGUAUUCAAAUUGAAUUCUCAAUUCCAAAUUUGGUGCUGUUGAUCCAAUCAUUGCUUAAUUGUUUAAAGAAUUUUUUUUAUUUGGACCAUCAUUCUUCAGACCAUUGACCACAAUGUCUAAGGAGAAUAGUGAAACUGAUGUUGCUAAGGAUCCGGGCUCUAUGUCCAAUAGACCAACAUCUGAAACCGAUGUUGAAGGUCAUCGUGUAUUUCAUGGCUAUGGUGUUCAUGUACCAGGUUCUGGUGCAAGACGUCGUCCAGGCAGUGGCGGUAGUGGUGGCCAUCGUCGCCAUAAAAGAAAUGGCUCGAAACGUUCAAAAGAUUCGGAAGAUGAAUCUGAAUCUGAACUUAUGCGACCUUCCGAUCGAGUACAUUUCAUCUUGGGUGAAGAUGAUACCGAUGGUGGACAUGAAUCACAUCCAUUGUUUAGUGAAAUGGCCGAAUUAGUAUCAAAUAAUGAAGAAAUGGAAUGGCGUGAAACAGCUCGUUGGAUCAAAUUUGAGGAAGAUGUUGAAGAAGGUGGUAAUCGUUGGUCUAAACCACAUGUUGGCACAAUUUCAUUGCAUUCAUUAUUUGAAUUACGUAGCUGUAUACUUAAUGGUACAGUCUUGUUAGAUUUGGAAGCUUCGAGUUUGGAUCAGAUUGCUGAUUUAAUGUUAGAAAGUAUGGUACAGAAUAAUCAAUUGUCUGCCGAUGUGAUACCAAAAGUGAAGGAUGCAUUAUUACGUCGACAUCGACAUCAACAUGAACGUCGUCAUGGUGGUGAUUCAAAAAAUCGUCUACCAAUUAUUCGUUCAUUGGCCGACAUUGGAAGAAAUUCUAGUAGAAGUAUGUUCGGUUCGCACAGAUCAUUGGACAAGAUCCUGUCCGAUGUUCCGCCAUCAUCAUCAUCAACAGCAACUAUAACAACAACAACAUCAUCACCGGCAACAGCAUCCUCACACCCAUUACCAACAUCGACAACAACAACAACAUCAUAUUCAAGUCCAACAUCACCGAUUCCUUCGGGUAUCGGUGGUGGUCAUUUAUCAUCAUUAUCUACUUCAUCAACUACCGUAUCAGCUCAACAACAACAUUUCAAGGGCAAGAAUACAUUAGGUGUACCGGCACGUAAAGGUGCCAAUAUUUCUGCUCAUAGCGAUUCAUCAAUGCCGCAAAGUCCAAGCGCUCAUUCGUUACAAGCACAAGGUUCCGAUGGACAACAUUUGUCUGGUAGUGGUGCUUCUUCUACCGAUCUUCAACAUAAAUUGAAUCAAGGAUUCAUGCGAAAGAUUCCACAUGGCAGCGAAGCAGACAAUAUUCUAGUUGGUGAAAUCGAUUGUAUUGAUCAUUCAAUCGCAGCAUUUAUUCGCCUUAAAAACGCUUGCUAUCUUGGUGAUCUUACUGAAGUGCCCGUACCGACACGUUUCUUGUUCGUCCUUCUUGGUCCACACAGCAUUCCUGGACGAUAUCAUGAAGUUGGUCGUGCAAUGGCAACAUUAAUGUCCGAUGAUGUUUUUCAUGAUGUUGCUUAUAAAUCCAAAUCACGUGAUGAUCUAUUAGCUGGAGUUGACGAAUUUUUGGAUGCCGUUACUAUAUUACCACCGGGUGCUUGGGAUCCAUCCAUUCGAAUCGAACCACCGGUUCAAGUACCAUCACAAGAGACACGUAAAAAACCACAGGAAAAUAAAGAGCCUGAACUUGAUUCUGAAGAGGAAGAAGAAUUAGAACGUGAACGUUCAGGUUUAAAGAGAUCUGGAAGGAUUUUCGGUGGAUUAGUCAAUGACAUCAAACGAAAAUAUCCUUGGUAUCUUUCCGAUUUCACUGAUGCUUUUGUACUACAAUCAGUAGCAUCAAUCUUUUUCCUGUAUUUUGCUUGUCUGACUCCAAUCAUUACAUUUGGUGGUUUGCUUGGAGAUGCCACAGGGAACAAUAUUGCAACAAUGGAAAGUCUAUUAACUGGCGCUAUUUGUGGCAUAAUGUAUGGUCUAUUUUCUGGUCAACCAUUAACAAUUCUGGGUAGUACUGGUCCUGUAUUGGUCUUUGAAACAAUCCUUUAUGAUUUCUGCAGACGACAUGAUCUACAUUAUUUGAACAUUCGUUUAUGGAUCGGUUUAUGGAUGGCAUUCUUCUUAUUGGUCAUGGUGGCAUUAGAUUAUAGUGCAUUAGUGUGUUACAUAACUCGAUUUACUGAAGAAAAUUUUGCCACAUUGAUUUCAGUCAUUUUCAUCUUUAAAGCAUUUGAAAAUUUAUUUCAUAUUGGCAAAGAAUAUCCAGUGGAUAGGCAUCCUGACAUACCCAAGAAUUAUCUUUGUAAUUGUUCAAUAGAUGGAGAAAUGUAUGAAUUACAGCGAACGCUUAGGAAUGAAACAGCACUUAAAGAAUGCAAAAUAUUGGGCGGAACAUUGGUUGGCGAUGGCUGUAUGACGCCUACUUAUUUGCCAAAUGUUUUCCUCUUUUCAUGCAUAUUAUUCACAGCAACAUAUGCAAUCUCCGUUUUCUUGAAAGAAUUCAAAACGGCACCAUUUUUUUCAACAAAAGUACGACAGAUCAUUUCAGAUUUUGCUGUCGUAAUUGCUAUUGCUUCGAUGACUGCAUUUGAUAUGUGGGUUCAUGUUCCAACACCGAAAUUAUUUGUACCGGCCGAAUUCAAACCAACACGUGAUGAUCGUGGCUGGCUUGUACCGUUUUUCCAUGAAAAGAAUCCUGUUUGGUUGAUUCCUCUAUGUUGUAUACCAGCCUGUUUCUCCACUAUUCUCAUAUUUAUGGAUCAACAGAUUACGGCUGUCAUUAUUAAUCGCAAAGAAUAUCGACUCAAGAAAGGAUGUGGUUAUCAUUUGGAUUUGUUUAUUUUAUGCAUCUUGGUCGCUAUUGCUUCAGUAAUGGGUCUACCAUGGUUUGUUGCCGCCACUGUACUUGCCAUGACGCACGUCAAUUCAUUAAAAGUAGAAUCACAAACAUCAGCUCCUGGUGAAAAGCCACAAUUUUUGGGUGUCCUCGAACAACGUGUGACGAAUAUCAUCAUCUUCUUAUUAUGUGGUUUGUCGGUAUUUUUCACGCCAUUACUCAAACAUAUUCCCAUGCCCGUAUUGUUUGGCGUAUUCUUAUAUAUGGGUACCUCUUCAUUAAAAGGAUCACAGUUUUUCGAACGUAUCCUCAUCAUAUUUAUGCCACAAAAAUACCAACCAGAUUAUAUAUUCCUACGACAUGUUCCAACAUGGAAAGUGCAUAUAUUCACUUUGAUCCAGCUUCUUUGCUUCGCAUUAUUGUGGGCAGUUAAAUCAUAUAAAAAGAUUUCAAUCAUGUUCCCGCUCAUGUUAUUAGUUAUUGUCAUUGUCCGUAAAUUAUUAGAUUUUGUUUUCACUCGUCAAGAGUUGAAAAUUUUGGAUGACAUUAUGCCUGAAUCGACAAAACGAAAGAAGAUUGAAGAGAAAGAAUUAUUGAAAAAGAAUGAUGAUGAUAGUUCAGCACCAGGUGGUGGCGGUGUCGUUGGUGGUGUUGGUACUGUAGCUGGUGCUACUGCUGGAUUAGUACCAAAUACAAGCUCAGGAAAUGUGACCAUACCAUUAGCCAAUGGAAAUGUAUUGAAAAUUCCUGUUAAUAAAAUCGGUACCGAAGAGGAAAAAGAACCAGAUAUAAACAUUACUGAACAAUUAUCUAAAUCUAAUGCAUGGCGUUCAAUUAAUCACGAUACAAAUGGUACAACCAAAACACAUGGAAAACCACCAACCAAUGCAACAAAUGGUCAAAAGAAAAAAAAUCGUGUGAAUAAAAAAGAUGCCAAAAGUGAUGAGGAACAAAAACGUCUAUCAACAAUGAGAGAAGAGGAUGAUGAAGAAGAUUGUGGUAUAACCAUAAAAGUUGAUGCACCAACACCAGUGCCUACUGCAAUUAGUUCACCUAAAGAUGAAUCGUCCAAUAGUAAUGAAACACCAGUUUAAAAUUAACAGCGAAAAAAAAAAAAACUAAACCACCAAUUCAGAUAAAAAAAUUUUAAUCAACGGCAGCAAACAAACAAACA